GUAUAUAAAAAGCCGGGACUCGGUUUGGUCUCCCAGUUAUUGUUUUUUCAACCGGCAACGGGCGAAGUCAUUCCAAGGGUGUCAGUUUUUUUUCGGGAUCAAUACUCGGUAGUAUUGGACUGUUUGUCGCUUGACGACACACACACGCGGUGGAGUGUUUGCAUGUUAAUCUUCUUGGAAGACCUUGAAACUAUCGGCAAGAAAAGGUUAAGAAUUCGGCGAUUUGAAUCAAUCUUUCAUGAUCACAGAGUGUCUGAUAGCUAAAUGGUGAAGACUUAGGAAGAGUUACUGGAAUCGAUCAGAAAUUACUCACAAGCUAGUGAACAGUGCUGAUUCCUGGGACGCAAAAUGAUCCGGAUGUUGUUUAUCUUUGCGAUCGCCGCACCCCAGCUCCUGUUCGCAGGCCGGAUUCAACUGGUUAAUUUGACACCGGAGGAAGCUCAAAGGUACAUCACACAGCAAAGUUUGGACUUGCACUACGCGAAGCUUCUCGGCGAACAGCCUUUGGGCUACUUCCGAAACAUUCCGGAUCCGAAAGCGGGCAAGUUUUACCAGAACGGACGAUUGAUUGACAACCCGGAGGAUUAUGUGGAAGAAGCGUACGAAGCUUCACAAUUCCACGGACAGGACGGCUUAGGGCGAGCCAUGUUCGGUUAUACCGACUACAAUCAAGCUCGACUGGAAGCUCGCAACACAAACGGUGAAGUUCGGGGGUCCUACAAGUACAUGGAUCCAUUCGGUCAGGAGAUAGUGGUGCAGUACUGGUCUGACGCUCUGGGUUUUCAUCAGAUCGAUAACCGACCGGAAAUUGUUCUGGAACCGGUCACCGAGACACCAGAAGUUCGCGAAGCCCGAAUCGCCCAUUUGAAGGCUUGGGAGGAAGCAGCAAGCUUGGUUCACUCAGGAAAACCGAUUAACAAUUUAAACCGACCGGUUCAAAAUGGCGUUGAAGAGGAGGAUGACGAAGUAGUGGGUGCUCUUUCGAAUCAACAUCAAAGUCUUGUCCGGUACCCUAGCCUUCCCUACCAGGAUCACAUCUCCCCGGGAACAGGUCCAGCUGCUUCCAACGAUGCCGUUGUUGUUGAGGCACAGCGUAACAUCAAGAAACGUCAGAAUGAAGAAGGUAGUGUUGAAUCUGCUGAUCAGGAACAGAAAGAGGAACCACAUUACGAUCCGAAGGGAUUUUUCUAUAAAUUUGAAUAUCCAGUUUUCAACAUUAUUCAGUCCGAAGCAGCUAGGGCUCGCACGCAGAACCAAAAGGUCAAGCGAUCGAAUCCGGAACCGAAAGUCAACGAUGAAAUUAUUGUCGAAGCAGCACCUAUUGAAGACCCUAAAACAGACAAGAAAUCUACUCCUCAGGAAGCGAGUCCAUUGGAGAAACCAGUGUUUGAAGACACGCGAGUUUCGUUCAAGGCGGUGCAGACCGGAGAACAGCUGAUUGCCGCCGUUCAUGACGUGCAGGUGUCCCCAAAACAGAAGGGUAGCAGCGCUCAGUGAUGGUACUUUCAGCCGAUUUGUUGGAAUAGUAAUUUGGCUUGAAAAUUAUGUGUACAGUGCAAGAGAUCUCUUCCUUCAACAAACGAUUUAUUAAUAAAUAAACAGAAAAGAACGCAAAAACCUGAGCAGCGAAAUUCAAACGAAAGAGAAUAAAAUUUCCAAUAAAAAAUUUGAUUGGCAGACAAUAAAGCAAAACCUGAAAAUGUA
Molecule: messenger RNA, 1704 nt
Organism: Malaya genurostris
Lineage: Eukaryota; Metazoa; Arthropoda; Insecta; Diptera; Culicidae
Gene: Cpr67B
Exons: 3
Coding region: 349-1497 (382 amino acids)
Cellular component (GO): chitin-based extracellular matrix
Molecular function (GO): structural constituent of chitin-based larval cuticle
Source: RefSeq, a predicted model, not a curated record